Meloidogyne enterolobii is the source of this 663-nucleotide messenger RNA. Lineage: Eukaryota; Metazoa; Nematoda; Chromadorea; Rhabditida; Meloidogynidae. The record is from the annotation of a GenBank genome assembly.
AUGGUUGCCAAAAAUAAAUAUUUUGGAGAAGAAAUUGCAAAAAUUGUUCAAGAAAAGAUUAUCUCAUUUUACACAAAAGAAUAUAAAAUUAAUAAUAGAAUUAAAGACAAUAAUUUCUUUUUGGAAAGAUACAGUAUGUUAUUAAGUGAUUUGCAUUAUAUAGCCCCAGCAUUUUGGGAAUUAAGACUUAAAAUUGAAUUUAAUUGGCCAAUUUAUUUUUAUGAAUUUGCUUGGAAAGAAUCUUCGCUUUUUCCAGAAUGGGUUGAAGUUAGAGAAGCAUUUCAUAUGUUAGACCACAAUUUAAUUUUUGGAAUUGGAAAGUUUGGUGAGGAGGCAAAAGAAGUAGCUAAUUUAUUGAGGGGAAUUAUUGUUAAUUUUGUUAUUAAAGGGUUUGUUUUUAAUUAAAUGGAAGGAAUGGUAUUCGCUGAUAAAAUAGUAGCCUAUCAAAAUUUGAGGAUUAGAGGGAACGAGUAUAUAAGAAUGGGCUUCGAAAGAUUGUACAUUAACUGUCACUGGGAUAAAAUUAGGUAAUCUGUUAGAGAAAGUUUUCUUCCAAAUGUCAAUCCAAACUAGUUUUGUCCCUUUCUUCCCGUCCUCCAAAGCGCAUGCCUCUAAGCGCCUUGGGGAGCAGUCGGCUACCACAAAAUUAUAACCAAAAAUAAA